CACGCCUCGUGAGACGCGCCAUUGGCUUCAUAAGCAAGCGAGUGCAGCAAUCGCAUCCGCCCAACGCAGACCCGAUUCUCCCCAUGCGCUAGUAUUAGACUGAGCUCGACGGUCGACCGCCGCCACCGACCGCCGCCACCGCGACUCCUCCAACACCCGCACUCUACGCAAUGCCGCCCUACGAGUCGCACCAGCCGCGUCGCGGCAAGUACGCCCGUCUCGACGCCCCAACCGAUGACGACGCCGAGCCCACGCCCACCCGCUUCUCCUCGGAAUCCAACGCGACGCUCGAGGACCUCGAAGAGCACGACCCGCUCGCCUUCGACCGCAAGCUGAAGCGCAAGAAGAGCGCCGGCGACCUCAAAGUGCGCAAAGCCUCGGGCAAAGACUCGUUCGCGCGGAGGAAGGGGCUCUCGGCCGGCCGGUGCUGCUGCUGGCUCUUGACGUUUGUCGCUGCGACGGUGCUUCUCCUGGCUGCGGGCGGCAUCUGGGCGUACAAGGCGAGCGUGCCCCUCGAUGGACUGAGUCCGGCAUGGUACCCAAGUCCAAAGGGCGGCGCCGACCCGUUGUGGGAGCAGAGCUACAAAAAGGCCGCGGAGCUGGUGAAGCAGAUGACGCUGGUCGAGAAGGUCAACAUCACAACGGGCACUGGCUGGAGCAUGGACAUGUGUGUGGGCAACAACGGCGCUGUGCCGAGGCUCAAGUUCCCUCAGCUGUGUCUGCAGGACGGUCCGCUCGGUAUUCGCUUCGCAGACAACAUCUCCGCGUUCCCCGCCGGCGUCACCGUGGGCGCCACCUGGAACAAGGAGCUCAUGUACCAGCGCGGCAAGGCUCACGGCAAGGAAGCACGGCUCAAGGGCAUCAACGUCUUGCUCGGGCCUGCCAUGGGUCCGCUUGGCCGGAUGCCUGCUGGAGGCCGCAAUUGGGAGGGCUUUGGCAGCGAUCCUGUGCUCCAGGGUAUCGCCGCUGCGCAGACCAUCAAGGGCAUUCAAGAGGAGGGCGUCAUGGCGACUGCGAAGCACUACAUCGGCAAUGAACAGGAACAUUUCCGCCAGGCCUGGGAGUGGGGCAUCCCAAACGCCAUCUCGAGCAACAUCGAUGACCGCACUCUGCACGAGAUGUACGCCUGGCCGUUUGCCGACUCGGUCAAGGCCGGCGUCACAUCUGUCAUGUGCUCGUACAACCAAGUCAACUCGUCGUACGCUUGCGCCAACAGCAAGCUCCUCAACGGCGUGCUGAAGGACGAGCUGGGUUUCCAGGGCUUCGUGCAGUCCGACUGGCUGGCUCAGCGAUCUGGCGUUGCAAGCGCUCUCGCUGGCCUCGACAUGACAAUGCCAGGCGAUGGCCUCCGCUGGGCCAAGGGCGACAGCCUGUGGGGCGCGAAGCUCACACAAGCUGUCCUGAAUGGAAGCGUGCCCAUCGACCGCGUCAACGACAUGGUCACCCGUAUCGUGGCAUCUUGGUACCAGGUCGGGCAGGAUAAGUGGUCUAGCGAAGGCCCAAACUUCUCUUCCUGGACCAACGACGAGGUCGGCAAGCUGCAUGAGGGCAGCCCCUCGGAUAAAACCACGGGUGUGGUCAACAAGUUUGUCAACGCUCAGGGCGAUCACAAGGACAUCGUUCGCAAAGUGGCUGCCGAGGGCACUGUCUUGGUCAAGAACGAGGGCAGUGUUCUGCCACUGAGCCGCAAAGGUCACAAGGACGGAAAGUCGAAGAGGCAGACCAAAUUUCGCGUCGCUGUGUUCGGCGAAGACGCACGCCUCCCUCAUGAUGGCAUCAACAAGUGCCCCGAUCAGAGCUGCAACGACGGCACUCUGGCCUCAGGCUGGGGCUCUGGCGCUGUCGACUUCCCCUACCUCGUGGAGCCGAUGUCUGCUAUCCGUGAGGCAUUCGACAAGGACAGCGUCUAUGUCACCGAUUGGCUUGAGAAUAAGCUGCCGAAGCAGAAAGAGAUCGUCGAGGACCAAGACCUGUGCAUUGUCUUCGUCAACUCGGACGCUGGCGAAGGCUACCUCAAGUGGUCAGACGUCCGCGGCGACAGGAACGAUCUUUCCAUUCAAAAGGGCGGCAACGAGCUCGUCAAGGAUGUUGCAAAAGACUGCGGCAAGGGGUCCGGCGACGUCGUUGUCGUAGUCCACACCGUCGGCCCCGUCAUCCUAGAGGAGUUCAUCGACAUCCCCAAUGUAAAGGCCGUUCUGAUCGCCCACCUCCCCGGUCAAGAAUCUGGCAACGCAAUCGUCGACGUGCUCUUCGGCGACGUGAAUCCCUCCGGCCACCUCCCAUACACCAUCGCUAAGAAAGAAGAAGACUUCGGCCCCGGUAGCAAAGUAAAGUACCUCCCCAGCCCAUCCGACGGUCUCGCGCCGCAGCAGAAUUUCAGCGAGGGGCUGUACAUCGACUACCGCCACUUCGACAAGCAAUCCAUCGCCCCGCGCUACGAAUUCGGCUACGGACUAUCCUACACGAUAUUCAACCUCUCCAACCUCGUCAUGCACUCCACGCAUGCCAAAUCGCCCCUCGCCUCCCCCCGCCCCGCAGGCAUCGCGCCACCAUCCUACCCAACCGACCUCCCCUCUCCCGAGUCCGCGCUCUUCCCAAAGAAUUUCGUCAAGAUCGAAAAGUACAUCUACCCCUACCUCUCCUCGACAGCGGGAACCUCGUACCACGCGUCCGUCCCCGUGCCGCAGAGCCCGCUCAGCGACGCCGGAGGCGGCCCAGGCGGGAACCCGGAUCUCUACACGACGCUCCUCACCGUGUCGUGCAGCGUGGCCAACACGGGGCCCCGCGACGGCGCGGUCGUGGUGCAGCUGUACCUCUCCUUCCCGCAGGGCUACACGGACCCCGACACGGGAGAGGCUGUGGAUUUCCCCGUCAGAGUGCUCCGCGGCUUCGAGAAGCUGCAUCUCCAGGCCGGCGCAAGGGAGCGCGGUCUUGGAGGCACACGGCAGGAGGUGCAGUUCAAUCUCACGAGAAGGGAUCUGAGCUAUUGGCAUGUGGGCAGGGGGAAUUGGGUGCUGCCGUCUGAGGGCAAGUUCGGCGUUGCUGUGGGCUUCUCGAGUCGCGAUCUGCCGCUGCAGGGGUCGUGGUAGAUGGGGUUUUGUUGGAGAGAGGUUACUUCCUGGUGUUAUUGUGGCGUUUGGCGCGGGCUUAUAAGGUGGGUUACAUAAUUAGAGUAUUUGUGCGCAUCGGCGUUGGCCCGCUGUUUGUCGCUUUUGUUCUUGUACAUAACUCUCACUGUUCAUAUUGACGAGGCUUUUCUGCCAAACUUCGUGCU
Molecule: messenger RNA, 3274 nt
Organism: Didymella exigua CBS 183.55
Lineage: Eukaryota; Fungi; Ascomycota; Dothideomycetes; Pleosporales; Didymellaceae
Product: glycoside hydrolase family 3 protein
Exons: 3
Coding region: 171-3089 (972 amino acids)
Biological process (GO): glucan catabolic process
Molecular function (GO): beta-glucosidase activity
Source: RefSeq, a predicted model, not a curated record